AUGAAGCCUACCUCUAUCAUUAUCAACACUCUACUGUUGAUUGCACCUAUGGUAUCCGCAGCACCCACCGGCUCUUCCAAGCAGGAGAAAAAGAACAAGGAAUCCGAGCGAUCAAUCAAGUAUAUCCUGAACUGUUCUACGGAAGCCUACACCUACUUCUGCGGACACCACGGCACAACCUGCUGGGGUGGAGAUGUCAUGGGCAGCCCGCCGUGUAUGGAUGCAUGUCGUUGUUAUCCCCUGAAUGAGUGCAAUCUUUCUGAUUGUGGCACCCCAUACUCUGGACACCUUGACGAGGAGGCACAUGCCGAGGGUAGUGAUGGCAAUGAUGUUGCCUCCACUUCUUCAUCCGCUUCUGAUGCUAGCCCGAGCGGCUCUUCGGUGCCUGCUGUCUAA
Molecule: messenger RNA, 396 nt
Organism: Aspergillus luchuensis
Lineage: Eukaryota; Fungi; Ascomycota; Eurotiomycetes; Eurotiales; Aspergillaceae
Exons: 2
Coding region: 1-396 (131 amino acids)
Source: RefSeq, a predicted model, not a curated record